Molecule: messenger RNA, 1287 nt
Organism: Suillus fuscotomentosus
Lineage: Eukaryota; Fungi; Basidiomycota; Agaricomycetes; Boletales; Suillaceae
Exons: 3
Coding region: 1-1287 (428 amino acids)
Source: RefSeq, a predicted model, not a curated record
AUGGUGCUCAAGGUCCUUGCAGCGGCAGUCAACGCCGUGCUCCCAUCAAAAUACUAUGUGCACGCGUUGAUUUCAAUCCUUGUCAUUGUGGUGGUUCGCGCGUUCGCACGAGGGCGCACGACGAACCGUGAACGGGAUAUGCAUGCUAGGGUAGUCCUCCUCACAGGAGGGUUCACUCCGUUAGGCCUAACGCUCAUGCAGAACCUUGCUCAACGAGGCGCGCACAUCAUUGCUCUCUCGCCAAAGCCAGUCCAAGAUCCUGAAGUAGAAAUUCUUAUAAACCUCUUGCGAUCGACCACCAAGAACGACCAGAUAUUCGCAGACGAAUGCGAUCUGACAUCUGCUUCUUCUAUCCGCUCCUUCUGCUCCCGCUUCCUCACAGCAAAGGAGACUAGACUGGAUGGUAUCGUAUUCGCACACGAGUAUCAACAGUUAGGCUCCAUCAUCAGUCGCCAAGAUUCUGCUAUACUAACCCAGGAGAGACAAAACGCUUCAGUAGCAUCGUUCUUAAUUCUCACUCUUCUUCUGCCCGUCCUCCUUGUUGCACCCGCAGAACGCGACAUACGCAUCAUCAACGUUGUGAACCCCUUCUACGCAGCCGCCGCACCCUCUUUCUCCCCAACCUCCAAGCCACCCCCAUCAUCUCCAGUCUUUCACCAAGAAGGCUGGCGUUCCCUUCAAAUGAUUGUUUUCACCCGCCACCUCCAGCGUGUCCUCGACGCACUGCCAUCUGGCGGGCAAGUCCCAAAGACAGACGACUCCACCAUCCACGUCGUCAGCGACAAGGUACAAAAGUCCAACAUCGUCGCCGUAUCCGUGUGUCCCGGACUCUCUAGAUCAGAUACCAUCGCACCGCUGUUAAGUGCAGUUCGUGGACAGAAUCAAUCUAUAUUCGGCAUUGUUCUGUACAUGCUUCUUCAACCGUUCCUCCGCCUUCUCACGAAAUCCACGACAUCUGCUAUACAAUCCGUGCUGCAUGUCCUUUUUCUCCCGACGCCUUUCAAGAGCAAUGCCCGUCAAGGCACAGAUGCUCCAGAAGAAGUGCUCAAGGCAGGCGCACUCUACCGCGAGUGUGCAGUUGUUAACCUGCGGAUACGAAGCCCUGCAACGGCUGACGCUGCCGAUGCGCAGGUGCCGGACGAUGGAGAAUUGGGAGGUGUACACCUUGGUCAGGCGGUAUGGGAGGGCCUCGAGGGUGCGUUAAAGGAGUGGGAGAAAGUGAACCCGCAAGGCGAUGAGAAGGCUGGGUGUGAUGACGGGCCAUCCGUUGAUACCCAAGGCAGUUAG